CUUGCAAGGCAUGCCUUCAUCCUUUACGUUGCUGCCUCAUUGUUCCCUCGCUUGAUGCAUCAAAAGCCCGAUACGUACCUUUGUCGGCGACAUCGAUCGCCAAACGAUGACUUGUGCUUCUUUCCCAUCUCAAACCCUUAGCCCGACACCUCGCAGCAAAUCUCUUCCUCAGUCAUCUUCAGCAGCUUGCGUUUGCCUUCACUUCAUCGAGACAAACCAAAAAAGAGGCCGUUAUUUGAGAGGGAAGACAGCGAUAUCUCGUUCGUCGACGAGACUACUUCCAUGGGUACCUCUCUGUGCCAGAAAACCUCCGCCGCGAGGUGAGAGUCAAAAGCAAGAGCAAAUGGCUCCGUCGUCACCGCUGUCUGAUUUGAUUCACGGAUUCUGCUCAUCUGUCAAUGAGAAAGAACUGAGUAGAUUAGAGAAACUCUUGUCCAAGGACUGCAUUUUUGAGUCCUCGGCGUACUCGAAACCCUUACAAGGAAAGAGGAUCAACCAGUUCUUCAAGGAACUCACGGAAGCCAUGGGAACUCAUGUAAGAUUUGUCAUCGACGAGGUGUACGAGGGGAAGGAACUAACGACUGCAGCAACAUGGCAUCUUGAGUGGAACAACCAGUUCAUCCCCUUGACGAAAGGCUGCAGCUUUUUCAAGUGUUCUAAAGAUGGCGACCUGCUGCUCAUCAAGGAAGCUCGUGUCCUCGUUGAGUCACCUGUGAAACCAGGAGAUCUUGUUCUUGGGACGCUGAAACGUAUCAUCUCUCUGUUUGACAAAUUCCCGAGAGUAGCUGGAUGGUACUUACGGAAGCAUGAUGUGCUACUUCAUUAUAUUUGCAUAAUAUACAUGUUUUUGCGGCCUGUGAUCCUUCCACUCUUCGUGUACUACACAAAUCAGUGGGUAUGGCUUCAACUUAAAUUACCACAAAAUAUUCUACAGAUGUUCAUAGACUAUGUAUGGAAAUUACUAUUAAUCAUCAUAAAAAGGCUUAUGUGA
Messenger RNA from Musa acuminata AAA Group (dessert banana), 991 nucleotides. RefSeq lists its product as uncharacterized. Bases 107 to 991 code for a protein of 294 amino acids. The record is from RefSeq and is a predicted model, not a curated record. The transcript is spliced from 6 exons. NCBI's taxonomy places the organism in Eukaryota, Viridiplantae, Streptophyta, Magnoliopsida, Zingiberales, Musaceae.